AUGGGAAAUCAGUGUGAAAUCAACUGCGCCCUACUCUCUGAAGGUCGUAGGUGGGUGCGACGACAUUGCCUUUUCUGGAGGGUAUAUUACAUAGACAGUGGGCAUGUUAGCAAGCAUUUGUAAUAGUGUGCUGAACAGUGUGUUAACAUGGUAUUUAGGUUGGCAGGUUAAGUGUGUGGGUAACACAUUGUUACAGAGUACUUACAACUGUUUGAGGUUUACACAAUUUCAGAGAUUAUGCUAAUAAACUCAAGUGUGAUGAUUAUUUUUUGACAACUGUUGACCGUAUGCGUUUAUUCCAUGUUCAGAGGUCAGAGCUCCUCGACUUUCUCUUUCCAGGUCAGAGCGCCAUCGACUUCCUGUUUGACUUUGUGGAGGUGUCCCAGGGUCCUCAUCCAGGCUUUGCUGUUUUAGAGUCCCGUCCUCAAGCUGGUGAGACAGGAUUUAAAGAAACAGUUUGAGCACAGUGAUACAGGGUGGAUAUUUACAGGGGGCACCAAAAUGCUGUCUAUGUCUGUCAGUUCCUCCAUCGUGGUUCCUAACACUGACAUUGAUUUAACAUUCGUAACUUUUUUUGGGGUUCUUUACUGACAGGUUUCUAGCCCAGCAUUUAAGUAUAAUGUGAUUAGCUACUUAUACAUUGGCUACCUCCUAACCUCCACAUUUCUCCGCCCCAGGUGGCAACGCCACAUUGCUGGUGUCGGUGACGGGGAGUGACUCUGUGAGGCUGAGGGAGGUGGCCCUGGUCGAGGCCUCGGGGUCAGGGGAGGUCAAUGGAACCUUGGAAUCAGUCGGCAGUGGGGACUUCCUGGUUACCAUGGACAGAAUCCCAGCGGGGGAGUUUGUUGUGCGUCUGAGAGGAGAGAACAGUGCCACCACCAGGGCAUCACCAGACAGCUUCCAGAGACAAUCCUCCACCCGCCUCAGAGCCUCCACUGUUAUGGUGACGGUGAGUGCCAAGGUCAAAGGUGAAGAAUCAGAGUUGUUGAAGUUGCCCCUUGACAUUGGGUCUGGUAAUUUUCUAAUUUUACCCUGUGAUGGUUAGUGUUUGGGAGGUAUCCUGGGGAAACUUGUAGCCUACCAAUCUUGAGUAGUGAGUACACAGAGCUCCAUAUUCAGAUAAAUGAAUGACUACAGUAGGCAGAACGUUCUGCUGUGUUCUGUCUGGUUCAGGCUGAGGCAGAACGUUCUAUUGUGUUCUGUCUGGUUUCAGGCUGAGGCAGAACGUUCUAUUGUGUUCUGUCUGGUUUCAGGCUGAGGCAGAACGUUUUGUUGUGUUCUGUCUGGUUUCAGGCUGAGGCAGAAUGUUCUGUUGUGUUCUGUCUGGUUUCAGGCUGAGGCAGAAUAUUCUGUUGUGUUCUGUCUGGUUUCAGGCUGAGGCAGAAUGUUCUGUUGUGUUCUGUCUGGUUUCUGGCUGAGGCAGAAUAUUAUGUUGUGUUCUGUCUGGUUUCUGGCUGAGGCAGAAUAUUAUGUUGUGUUCUGUCUGGUUUCAGGCUGAGGCAGAACGUGACCUGGAGCCUGGAAUACCCUUUUCACUGCUGUUCACGGUGACAACCAACGGGACAGGCGGAUCCUUCACCAUCCGGGCCACAAACGACCGGGGGUUCAAAUCCUCUUCCCCUACAAACCUGAAGCUAGUGACCGGGGUCAGUGCCAACGGCACAGUGACCCUCACGGCGCCCGCCAACACCGCGUCGGGCACGGACGUCACCCUGACCAUCGAGGCUGAGUCUCCCGGGGCCACCGACACCAACUACGCUGUCCUGCGCCUGUCCGUCGUUUCACCGGUAACUCUGAGGAACACAGGGUGUUUCGUUUAUGUGUUGGUCUUUUCUCUGUUCUUGGUGUAGUGGUAGAAAUUAAAGUAGCCUGGUCGCAGAUCUGUUUGUGCCAACAUUCCACUCCUUGUCAUGACAAGGAGUAGCAAGGAGUGGAAUGAUAGCACAAACAGAUUGUUACCCAGGCUAUAAUUACAGCAGGGAUUAAUAGGAAAAGUCAUUGUCACCGCACUCAUGUCUUUCCUCCAGGGUUAACGUUGUAAUUGUUUGUAAUGUAUUUUUAGAUCUGUGUCGGACUCCAGUUAGACUAGCUGGUGUCAUGGCGUCAGCUAAUGGGGAUCCUAAUCAUUUUUUAAAAUUAUUUCCCCUCCCCUGCAGGUGACAGAUUUCACCCGUCCGGUGUGCAAGGUGGUCAGCGUAACGGCUAAUUGUUCUGACGACUGCAGCCUGUCCAUGUGGGAGCUCUAUGCCAACCUGACGGAUGGCAACGGGACGGGCAUCGAGCGCGUCACCCUGCGCCAGGGCAACGGAACACUCAACACCAGCACGGUGGCGGGCGCGGGAAAUUGGACCGUGACUCUGGCAGCCUACAGCGCCUCCUGCUGUUCCCCGGAGGUAGAACUGGUGGCGGUGGACGGCGCGGGGAACGUGGGAACCUGUUUCAGGUCCAUCAGAGUGACAGUGGAUACCACUGUCCAGCCACCAGUCACCAAUGUCACCAGUGUCACCAGUGCUAUCAGUGUCACCAGUGUCACCAGUGCUAUUACUCAGAACAGCAUCACCAAGACUACAGCUAAGGUUGGCACCACCGCGAGCAGGGGCCAUAUUCUAUCCGUCUCUUCCUAUCUCUGUUUCAUCAUGUUGGUCUCUGUCACAGUCGUUUUGAGCCGCUAG
Messenger RNA from Coregonus sp. 'balchen', 2672 nucleotides. The record is from the annotation of a GenBank genome assembly. Lineage: Eukaryota; Metazoa; Chordata; Actinopteri; Salmoniformes; Salmonidae.